Molecule: messenger RNA, 633 nt
Organism: Scheffersomyces amazonensis
Lineage: Eukaryota; Fungi; Ascomycota; Pichiomycetes; Serinales; Debaryomycetaceae
Product: ubiquinone-binding protein
Exons: 1
Coding region: 1-633 (210 amino acids)
Biological process (GO): cellular respiration; ubiquinone biosynthetic process
Cellular component (GO): mitochondrion
Molecular function (GO): ubiquinone binding
Source: RefSeq, a predicted model, not a curated record
AUGAUGAGAUCUGUAUCUGUAGGUAUAUCUACCCUCCGUAGAUCUACUUACCGGGCUGUUGUGUGGCCUUAUAAUACUCAUCACAUUAUUGUUCAAGCUCGUCUGUUUGUAAACUUACCGAAACCGAUAUCAUUAUUCAAAUCGGAACCGCAAGCUUAUGAAAUCACCAAAGUAAUUACUUCAUGCAAUUCCAAACUCCUUUUCGAGAUUGUGAGUUCAGUGGAUCAAUACCAAACCUUCAUUCCAUUCUUGCAUGAUUCCUUUGUUUCCCAUCGUGAUGAAGUCACGGGUUUACCAUUAGUGGCAGGUUUACGGGUAGGAUGGAAACAAUACGAUGAAAUAUUUAAUUGUAAUAUUAAAACUAUCACAAAUAAACAAGUGAUUGCAGAAAGUGUGAGUGAUGAUCAUGAAGCCAAUUUAAAUACAAGUCGAGAAUCGGUGUUUGAAUUCUUAAGAACCGAAUGGAAUUUUGUCGAUGUCACUCAAAACAAAUGUAAGGUGCAUCUUAAGUUAAACUAUCAAUUCAAGAAUCCGCUAUAUAAUUCGCUCAGUUCACUAUUCAAUCAACAGAUUACCGACAUUAUGAUCAAAGCAUUCGAAUCAAGAGUAAGGGAACUACAACGACAUCAAUGA